This is a messenger RNA of Neoarius graeffei (lesser salmon catfish), 3299 nucleotides long. Its product is annotated as protein NYNRIN-like. The transcript has 2 exons. Lineage: Eukaryota; Metazoa; Chordata; Actinopteri; Siluriformes; Ariidae. The record is from RefSeq and is a predicted model, not a curated record. Bases 426 to 2384 code for a protein of 652 amino acids. Gene Ontology annotation, molecular function: RNA-DNA hybrid ribonuclease activity; RNA stem-loop binding. Gene Ontology annotation, biological process: DNA integration.
UAGGUAUUUCUCCGCCUGAUGUUUUUGCCCUAUCCAGUUCUGUGCUGCCACAUAACAUUCUGAACGCUGCUUGUACGUCCCAAGCUCUUUCCCCUGUUCUCUCUGCUCUUCCUAACACCCUGUGGGCGGAUCAUAAGGACGAUGUGGGCUCUGUGAGCUGCUCUCCGUAUGAAGCUGUUAUUAAACACUCUACACCUGUUUAUGUUAAACAAUACCCUCUGUCUCCUAGUAAGCUCAAUGGUAUUGACAAUAUUCUAAAAUCUCUUUUGCAGCAAGGUGUCGUGGUUCCUUGUGUCAGCCCGUAUAACACCCCAGUGAACCCGGUCCCAAAACCGGAUGGCACAUGGCGCCUCACUCAAGACCUACGUAAAAUAAAUGAACUCAUCGUUCCCGUGGCUCCAGUGGUCCCUGACGUUCCUUCUCUUAUGUCUUCUAUUCCGUGUGACCAUGCUUAUUUCUCUGUGAUUGAUUUGUGCUCUGCCUUUUUCAGUGUUCCUGUGGGCCAUGAGACUCAGCCCCUGUUUGCUUUCACACACAGGGGAAGACAAUACACGUGGACGCGGUUGCCACAGGGUUUCAUUGACUCACCGGCGGUCUUCACUGCCGUAUUGCGGGACGCGCUGGCUGAUCUCUGUCUUCCCCGGGGCUCCACGGUGCUCCAGUACGCGGAUGAUCUCCUGGUAACGGCAGAGGAUCAAGACGCUUGUGCUGCCGCCACAUUGUCUCUCCUCACACUCCUGGCGCAGAAGGGUUUCAAGGUCUCCCGCACGAAGUUGCAGUUUUGCCUCACAACUGUUCGCUACUUGGGACAUGACCUCUCCCAGGGUUCCAGGAGGCUUAGCCCGGAAUGCGUUCAAGUCAUUAUGGACACUCAGGCUGCGGAGCUCUAUGCUUUGACUCGCGCGUGUAUUUUGGCUCAAGACACAGACAUUACUAUUUACACCGACUCACGCUACGCUUUCGGCGUGGCGCACGACUUCGGCCGCAUUUGGGCGUCUCGGGGGUUUACGACAGCCGACGGUAAGCCCAUUUCUCAUUCUUCACUUGUUACUGAUUUAAUCACCGCCUGUCUCCUUCCGUGCACGUUGGCCAUUGUUAAGACACGCGCGCACACAAGAGGGGACUCAUUUGAAGUAAAGGGCAAUUCAUUCGCUGAUCGACUCGCUAAAGCUGCAGCCGCAUCCGGUGUCCUGCCUCCAGGCUUUAAUUGCGCUUUAGUUUCUACUGAUCGCAUGGUUAGCGCUGUCUUACCUGACAUAGAUCUCAUUUCUAUCCAGGCCUCGGCCUCUGUGGCAGAUACGCAGUUCUGGGACGCCCAGGGCGCGACAGAGAAGAGUGGCGUUUUGCUUGACGCACAGGGCCGUCUUUGUUUACCUCGUCACUGUACUCCCUUUCUCGUCCGCGAGUUCCAUGGUCCCACUCAUCGCGGCCGAAGAGGGGUAGUGGAAGAUAUGAACAGAACAUUCUGCAUCAAUAAUUUGCACACAGACGCACACAACAUUCUGGACAAGUGUUUAACGUGCGCCCAGAAUAAUCUAUCUAAACCAGGCGCGGUACAUCAGCACCUUCCCAUACCCGACACGCCUUUCCAAGAAUGGCAGAUCGACUUCACUCACAUGCCAAAGCAGGGCCCGUUCAAAUACCUUUUGGUCAUGAUUGACAAAUUUUCACGGUGGAUUGAGGCUUUCCCGUGUAGCAAAGAGAACGCCCGAACAGCAGUGAACAAACUUACACAGGAAAUUAUCCCACGUUACGGUCUUCCGGUAGGAAUUGACUCUGAUAAGGGAACGCCGUUCACCUCUAAGGUAACGCAGGAGCUAUGUAAAGACCUCAAGCUCAAUUGGCGUUUUCAUAUCCCAUACCAUCCACAGUCCUCUGGCAUUGUGGAGCGCGCGAAUAGAACGAUUAAGGGUAAGUUGCGUAAGGCUAUGCAAGACGCAGGCACGAAAAAUUGGGUCCAAGUUUUACCGUUGGUCCUCGCUGAUAUGCGCAUGACUGCUCAGGUCGCUCUCGACAAUUUAUCUCCGUACGAGCUCGUCAUGGGACGCCCCUUUCCUGUCCCUUGGCGUAGAGGCAUGCAGGUUAUAGGAACGGGUGAUCUUGAAGUACAUCUCAGCGAGUACGCGGUGGGUCUCAUGCGGGUGCUGGAUGAGUAUUGGGCGAGAGUAAAUUCCAAAAAGCCUCCCAUUCCAGAGGCACACACUCACCCCUUUGAGGUAGGGGACAGAGUUUUAGUAAAGAGAUUCGGUAAACUAAACGCUCCCAUGGAGGAGUCACCCUACAGUGGGCCCACCGAUGUACUCGCUGUAACUCGCACGGCUGUGCUAACGGACCUUUUUCCACAGUGGAUCCAUGCCAGCAGAAUAAAGAAGGCUCCAAUGUAAUAGAAAUCUAUAUUGUUGAUGCUUAACAGACUUUUGUGUUUCAGAAAGUUGCUGUGACAAUAGCUGACGGCCUUUUCAGGGAUCCCCUUCCAGCAUCUGGAGCAAUCCAGUUUCGGCUGAUCUACAAAGAGGGGAUGGUUGGUGAGUCUUGCAAAGUUCUGGGCUGAAGAGUCUGAAAAGCACGGGAGCCUGUGACAUUUUUCGCCGUCUGCACCCUGUGAGCAUUAGAGAACAAAGUCAGUGACCAGUAUGACUUUCUUCAUCAUCGUGCUGAUCUCAACGCUUGGGGCAGGGUUACCCGCACAAGCAAUACACCGGGACCCAAGGGAUAAUGAGUUUUAGAAAUAUGUAAACUUCACUGUAAAAAACAUCAAUGAAUAUGAGUAAACCCUGUUAUGUGUGUUCUUUGUUACCCCAUGACAGCAGCGCUCCUUUUCCGGUCCGAAUAGCCCCGUCUAACUACUCUAAGGUUAAUAUGACAUGGCUCAGCCUGUGGCCCGUUUCUUUUCCGUUGUUGCAUGGAUCGUAUAUAUAAUAUGAUGAUCUCGCACACAGGUUAUGUCCCUGUGUCGGCCAAGACUGGGGUGUGAAUAAUACUCUGGGCUUGCGUCAGAGUAUUAAAGAGGGGAUUGUAAGAAUAUAAUCCUGAAUACUCCUAAACCUACUCUUGUAAAUGCGCGGCCCAAGGGUGACUGUCGUUUAGUGUAGCAGUUUAGGGUUUACUUUAGGCCAGCUACAAUACAGUACGUGCUGCUCUGUACAUUUUGCAUUUCCACAUGUUCUGUUCCCGUUUCAUAUCUUGAUUUUGUCUAUGUUUUUGUGUGAAACAUUCUGUUGAACUGUGCAUAACUCUUGUGUGACCUUGAUACUGAGUGUGCAAAGCACAUUCCGUAACUUUCCACUGCUGAUACUCCC